AUGGGGCUGUGCUCAGAAAAUGAAUCCACUUCCCAAACCACUGACUGCACAUAUUUGAGAGACCAAUGCCUAAGUGAUGUGAAUGGAUGUAAACAUGCCUGGAGAAUAAUGGAAGAUGCCUGCAGUGUUUCAGGUGAUCCCUGCAGGAUGAAGAAUUCAUUGAACUGUAACCUGGGCAUCCAAUCCUUAGUGGAAACCAGUUUACAAUUUAAAGAUUGUCUCUGUACUGAUGACUUCUAUUGCACUGUUAACAAACUGCUUGGAAAAAAAUGCAUCAAUGAAUCAGAAGAAUCAGCACUAUCCUCAGAUUUGGCAUCACAAUUAAAUAUCACAAAAUGGUUCCAUCAGAAAGAUACAUUGUUAAUGGUUGAAAAAAUGAGUGACUGUGCCAUAGCAGCAAAAAUCUGCCAGGAAUCUGAGCAUUGCACUUUUUUGUAUGAGAAUUUUAAGAAAAUCUGUGGGAGGGAAUCAGAACAAUGUAAGACCCUUGAUGGAAGCCACCUGUGUGCAGCAUUAACAGAAAGCCUGAAAGAAACAAUCUUAUGGACUUGUCAAUGUAAUGACCCUUCAAAAGUAGAGUGCAUUGAAAUUUGGAAGAGUUUGUUUGAAGACAAAUGUAUGCAGGAUGCUCAAAUUAAUCAAGUUCCAGCCUUCAGUGAAGACGAUGAAGAUGGAUUCAGCCAGGCCAUUGUUUCCGGAACGAAAGGGAUCUGGUCCUGUUUGGAAGUGGCAGAGAUGUGUGUAGGGGAUGCGGUCUGUAAUGCACAGUUGGCCCUGUACCUUAAAGCUUGCUCAGCAAAUGGAAAUCUGUGUGAUGUGAAACACUGCCAAGCAGCCAUACGGUUCUUCUAUCAAAAUAUGCCUUUUAAUAUUGCCCAGAUGUUGGCUUUCUGUGACUGUGCUCCAUCUGAUAUACCUUGUCAGCAGUCCAAAGAAGCUCUUCACAGCAAGCCAUGUGCAGUGAACAUAGUUCCACCCCCUACUUGCCUCAAUGUAAUUCGCAGCUGCCGAAAUGAUGAAUUAUGCAGGAGGCGCUACAGGACAUUUCAGUCAAAAUGCUGGCAGCCUGUGACUAGAAAGUGCCAUGAAGAUGAGACUUGCAUCAGUACUUUGGGCAAGCAGGACCUCACUUGCUCAGGAAGCGAUGACUGCAAAGCAGCUUACAUGGGCACCCUUGGGACGGUGCUUCAAGUGCAGUGCACCUGUAGAACCAUGUCACAAAGUGAAGAAUCUCUGUGCAAGAUUUUCCAGCAUAUGCUUCACAGAAGAUCAUGUUUCAAUUAUUCAGCUCUGGCUAAUGUCAAAGGCAUUGUGUUGCAAAAAAGAAAACAACCAAAGGAAAAAACUCUGAAUGGAUUUCAUUCCCCCUUCAACGAACCUUCAGAAUAUCAACUCAAACCAGAGAUCGAUCACCAAGCCAAAUACCCGGAGGACUCAUGGUUCAUUAAGAAUCUUGGAUCAUUAACAAUCACUUCCUUUCAAGCAGGUCUUUCUAGCCAGUCAACAGAAUAUCCUGUUCAUCAUCAAUAA
Messenger RNA from Myotis brandtii (Brandt's bat), 1530 nucleotides. It is a transcript of the gene GFRAL, whose product is annotated as GDNF family receptor alpha like. The record is from RefSeq and is a predicted model, not a curated record. NCBI's taxonomy places the organism in Eukaryota, Metazoa, Chordata, Mammalia, Chiroptera, Vespertilionidae. The coding region runs from base 1 to 1530 and encodes 509 amino acids. Gene Ontology annotation, cellular component: external side of plasma membrane; signaling receptor complex. Gene Ontology annotation, molecular function: signaling receptor activity. The transcript has 7 exons. Gene Ontology annotation, biological process: nervous system development.